Messenger RNA from Pipistrellus kuhlii (Kuhl's pipistrelle), 1081 nucleotides. RefSeq names its product olfactory receptor 7D4-like. Gene Ontology annotation, cellular component: membrane. The record is from RefSeq and is a predicted model, not a curated record. Bases 10 to 948 code for a protein of 312 amino acids. Lineage: Eukaryota; Metazoa; Chordata; Mammalia; Chiroptera; Vespertilionidae. Gene Ontology annotation, molecular function: G protein-coupled receptor activity; olfactory receptor activity. The transcript has a single exon. Gene Ontology annotation, biological process: G protein-coupled receptor signaling pathway.
AUCAGCUCCAUGGAAGCAGGAAACCAUACAGAAAUAUCAGAAUUUCUGCUCCUGGGUCUCUCAGAGGAUCCUGAACUACAGCCCUUCCUGUUUGGAGUGUUACUGUCCAUGUACCUGGUCACUCUACUUGGGAACCUUCUCAUCAUCCUGGCCAUCAGCUCUGACUCCCGUCUCCACUCCCCCAUGUACUUCUUCCUCUCCAACCUAUCCUCUAUUGACAUCUGUUUCACCUCCACCAUUAUUCCAAAGAUGCUGAUGAACAUCCAGGCACAGAGCAAAGCCAUCUCUUACAUCGGCUGCUUCACUCAGGUGUAUUUUUUUAUGAUUUUUGCUGGAAUGGAUGGUUUCCUCCUGACUGUGAUGGCCUAUGAUCGGUAUGUGGCCAUCUGCCACCCCCUGCACUACCUGGUCAUCAUGAACCCCUGGCUCUGUGGCUUCCUGGUUCUGUUGUGUUGGUUCAUCAUUUUCUGGGUCUCCCUCGCUCAUAUUCUAUUGAUGAGGCGGUUGUCCUUCUGUGUAGGUACUGAAAUUCCACAUUUCUUCUGUGAACUGACUCAGAUUCUCAAGGUGGCCUGCUCUGACACCCUCAUCAAUGAUAUCUUCUUAUAUGUGACUACUGCUUUACUGGGCGUGCUUCCCUUUAGUGGAAUUCUCUUUUCUUACUCUAAGAUUGUCUCCUCUUUAAUGAGAAUGUCCUCUGCAGAGGGAAAAUAUAAAGCAUUUUCCACCUGUGGGUCUCACCUCUCCGUGGUCUCCUUGUACUAUGGGACAAGCCUGGGGGUCUACCUCAGUUCUGCUGUGAUCCAUUCUACCCAUUACAACUCAGUUGCCUCAGUAAUGUACACCAUAGUCACCCCCAUGCUGAACCCCUUUAUUUACAGCCUGAGGAACAAGGAUGUGAAGGGGGCCCUGAGAAAACUCUUUAGCCAAGGAGCCCCUUGUCUGUGAUUGGCCUCUCACUUCAGAACUAAGUAAACAUUAAAGUUUCCAAAGGCCAAUGUCAUAGAUUUCAAUCUGAUUCUUUAUCUUUCCUGAAACACAAGCUUCGUUUCUAUUCUCAAAGAUCCUAUGAUUGCCUUUU